Linum tenue is the source of this 2056-nucleotide messenger RNA. NCBI's taxonomy places the organism in Eukaryota, Viridiplantae, Streptophyta, Magnoliopsida, Malpighiales, Linaceae. The record is from the annotation of a GenBank genome assembly.
GAGGGAACUAAUGAAAAAUAAAAAUCUAAGGAUGAACAUCUAUGGAUAUUGAUGGGCUACUCUCCCUCUCGUGGCUGCAAUUCCCCAUUUCGUCAAUUUCGUUUUACACAGUCCCUUCCCCCCGCACUCUUCAUUUGACGGGAGCACUUUUGUCUCCUGACAAAAUCCAUCUCCGCCAUAGCCAUUAGCCAAAUCUCAAAGCUUUUUUCACAUCUCUAGCACAAACGAAGGAACCCUAAUUCCCACUCGCUUUCCCUUCAGGUGGUGCUGCUUCCAGCUUCUCACUUCUGGCAGCUCAAUUCGCAGUCUCUGCCAUUUAGUUUCUCUAAAGUCUCGAACUUCCGAAUGAAGCUUUGAGGCACUUGUUGCCUGUGGCGAUGUCGGUGGAGAGAUCAUUCGAAGCGUGGGAGGAGGUUCAACGGCAAGGCCAUGACCUUGCGGAUAGGCUGGCACAGGGAUUCACGGGUCUUAUUCAAACCCAUAUGACGAACCCACCUGCGAUUCCAUGGGCGAACACUCCCAAAUCGAACAUCUUCGAUCUGGAGUUCCCCGGCCACAGUUUUAUUAGCAAGUCCAUGGAUUUGGGAGUAUUGGCGGAUAACAGAAACUCUGGGAUCGCUGGGGUUUCUGCUAUUCUGGAUAUUGGGAACAAGAUUGGACAAGCUGGUGCUGAAUUUGGAGCUGGCUUGAAUGGAUUGGUGGAGCAAUUCUUCCGGAGGUUGCCUGUUCCAUUCAAGCACAACGAGAGUAUGGAGGUUGGGGUAAGGAUAGAAAGCAGGAGAAGUGAUGUCAAUUUGAGCGUUGAAGGACAGUUGGACCUGGUGAAUACAAAGUUGAAGGAGUUUGGGUUUGUGGAGAAUGAAGGGAGAUACAUCAGUACAGCAGCUGGUGAAGCUGAGGGAGGAACGUCUGAUGGUGAAUUGGGGACGUUUGAUUUGAAGUCCAUUGGUCUUAUGGGUGGUAGUAAGCCUCAGGGAACCUUGAAUUUUACAUCGACUUAUGAGAGUAGAACUGGUAAUGUGGAGAGCUCUAUGGUUGCUAGAGGAGAUCUAUGGAGAAUGGAGGCAUCACAUGACAGUUCGACAUCAGGAAAUGAGAAUUCGUCUCUCUUCCUAGUUCAGCUUGGCCCAGUACUUUUUGUUCGUGAUAGUACACUUCUUUUACCUGUUCACCUAUCAAAGCAACAUUUGCUUUGGUAUGGCUAUGAUAGGAAGAAUGGCAUGCAUUCUUUAUGCCCGGCGGUGUGGUCGAAGCAUAGAAGGUGGUUGCUGAUGUCGAUGCUCUGCCUUAAACCAUUAGCUUGUUCGUUUGUCGAUUUGCAAUUUCCGAAUGGGCAGUUAACUUACAUAUCCGGGGAAGGUCUAACAACAAGUGCUUUUCUACCGGCCUUUGGGGGGCUUCUGCAAGCUCAGGGCCAAUAUCCUGGUGAAAUGAGAUUCAGCUUCUCUCACAAGAACAAGUGGGGAACCCGUAUAACCCCGGCGAUACAGUGGCCUGACAAGUCAUUUUCAUUGGGUUUUUCACAAAACUUAGCAUGGCAGAGAUCUGGUCUUAUGAUGAAACCAACAGUUCAGUUCAGUUUGUGCCCUUCAUUUGGUGGAAGCAAUCCUGGCUUGAGAGCUGAACUUCAGCAUUCACUGAAUGAGCAGCUGAAUCUGAUAUGUGGUUGUGCGUUCGUCCAGCAGCCUUCUGUAUUUGCAUCAGUCUCAAUUGGCAGGUCUAAGUGGAAUGGUAACAUUGGGAGUUCAGGGAUCGUUUUGAAACUGGAGAGCCCUCUAUCAGGCGUUAGUCGACCGGCCUUCUCUGUGCAGAUAAACAGUGCUGUCGAGUUUUGAAGGUCAUUCAUCAGUGUAAACCUGCAGUUUCUCCAAAGUGUAAAUAUUGGUGUAGAACUUACUGCCCACAAAGGUGUGAAUACAGACGAACAGACUUUUAUCUUGAAUGAAAAUAACCCAUCCUGCAGCUUAAAUGGUUACUAGAUUUUGAUACUAGUAGCAAAAUGAUCUCUUAACUUCAAAAACUGACGAACUAGUCACUAAAUUUCAUUUUCUUUUUA